Messenger RNA from Macadamia integrifolia, 840 nucleotides. Its product is annotated as dof zinc finger protein DOF3.5-like. The transcript has a single exon. The record is from RefSeq and is a predicted model, not a curated record. Gene Ontology annotation, biological process: regulation of DNA-templated transcription. Gene Ontology annotation, molecular function: DNA binding; DNA-binding transcription factor activity. The coding region runs from base 1 to 840 and encodes 279 amino acids. NCBI's taxonomy places the organism in Eukaryota, Viridiplantae, Streptophyta, Magnoliopsida, Proteales, Proteaceae.
AUGUUGACACAAGGUGGUGAAGGGUUUCUCCCUCUUCCUCCAAGGCCAUUAGUGAUGGAUAGGAAAUGGAAACCCAAUGGAGAAUUAGCUCCAAAUUGCCCUAGAUGUGAUUCUUCCAAUACCAAAUUCUGUUACUACAAUAACUACAGCUUGACACAGCCUCGUUACUUCUGCAAGAAUUGUAGAAGGUAUUGGACUAAAGGUGGGUCCCUUAGGAAUGUCCCUAUCGGCGGUGGUUGCCGGAAGUAUCGUCGAGGGAGGGUGAGGAUAUCAAGCACCUCCACCACUUAUGGUGGUUCUACCUUUCUUGAUCGCUCUAGGCUUCCUUCGGAUGCUUCUGUUGGGAAUUUGUAUCAAUCGGAUUCAAGCUCCAUGGCUACUUCCGGUGAACGUGAUGCUUCUACCAUCGAUCUUGCACUGCUUUAUGCUAAGUUCUUGAAUCAUCAACCGGCAGAUCAGUCUGACCCUAGACUUGUAAUGCCCGAACAACUACCACAGCCACUGCCGCCGCCGCCGCCGCCGCCGCCACUGCCGUCAAAUUCUGAUCCUCAUUUCCAAGUUUUUAUAGGAGAAUUUGACAUGAAUCAUAAGUUUAUGGGUUUAGAAAGUAAUUGUUGUGGAUUGCAACCAUUGGCCACUGAAGAUGGGGUGGUCCAAGACAUGUUCUGGUCGAAUCCUUCUCUUGUUCCACCUCAUCCUCCAUUGCCCAACUCUAAUUUUCAAUGGCAGGUGACACACACGCAGAGGUUUGAAUCUGUAGCCGAAGAUGAGACAAGUUUUUAUUCAAACCAAGUAAAUGGUGGUAAUAACUGGAGCUCCUUCGAUCUGCCUGAGUUGUGA